AUGACAUCUAGGGAUCAUCUAUCAACUAGCCAGGCCAGCGAGGCAGCCAUGGGCCAACCGUCGUUUCAAGCCUCAAACGCCUUGAUUUAUCUUACCUACGGUGCAUUCCUGAUCGUUGGCCUCUAUAUCGCAUGGCGGCUUCGAAACCAGACCAAGGGCCAAUUUCUGUCCAGUAACGGAACGCAAAAGGCUCUACCGCUUGCCUUGAACUUCAUUGCUUCGGCCAGGUUCGUAUCAGAGAAUUCAAGUUCGGUGCAUAUUGUCCUGGAUGGCUUCAGUUGGAAUGAUAUCCAGCUCUCCAGGACGAUACGCACUGCGGCAACACUACGGGUGCUGAUUGUGGCACUGGACGAUUCAUUGACGAUCCAACUCCAGUCUUGCUCUGAGGAGAUCGUUGAUUCCACACUUGGAUCCGGCAUUCUCUUUACAUACCCUGAGAUUGCUACUAUUGCGGGUGUUCAGGGGUUGGUCGUAUAUGGACUCUCGUCAGCACUGCCUCUACUGGCAUUUGCCUUUGUUGGACCGAUCAUUCGCAGGAAGUUCCCUGAAGUGCUGAUCACUCUCUUCUUGUACAUGGUUGCUGAGCUCUCUGCAUUGCAGCAGAUUGUCACUGCUCUUACUGGACUCGAUGGCCUCCCAGCUGUCAUCGUCCAGGUGGUCGUGACAACCAUCUACACCUCUCUCGGUGGCUUCCAGGUCUCCUUCUUAACGGAUAACAUCCAGGGCGGGAUGGUCGUCGGUCUUAUCAUCAUUGCCGUCAUCACCGUCGGUGCUAGAACGAAUAUCGACAAAUCACUUAUCGAUUCCUCAGGUCUUCUAAAACCAACUCUACUUGGAUGGCAGCUCAUUUACAUCUUGCCGGUUGCCAUCCUGACCAACGACUUCUUCCUGUCGAAUUUCUGGCUUCGGACAUUUGCUUCAAAGACAGAUCGAGAUCUACGCAUCGGAAUCUCCAUUGCGAGCUUCGCCGUUCUCUGCAUCCUGGUCCUGGUUGGAUCUACUGGCCUUUUGGCUGCAUGGUCUGGUGUAUGGCCUGGCGACCCGCCACAAGCGGGCUCAAUUGCAUUCUUCCUCCUUCUAGAGAAGCUACCAAGCUGGGUCGUUGGAAUCGUGCUGGUGAUGACGGUCUCCCUGAGCACGGCUGCAUUUGACAGUCUUCAAUCCGCCAUGGUCAGCACUGCCAGCAAUGACAUCUUCCAGAACAAGCUGCCCUUGAUAUAUGUCCGUAUCGGAGUGGUCCUGUGCAUCAUCCCAGUUGUCGUGGUUGCCCUUCGAUCUCCUAGUGUCUUGCAGAUAUUCCUCAUCUCCGACCUAGUAUCGGCCUCUGCCAUACCCGUACUUGUCCUUGGCCUGUCCGACAAAUUGUACUGGUGGACAGCUUUUGAGGUGAUUAUAGGUGGGCUAGGUGGGAUUCUCUCUGUUUUCAUAUUCGGCACAAUUUACUACGGCAACGCUACUGAGGGAGGGAAAUUGAUUCUUUUGCAAAACGGCCUCUAUGCUAAUGAUUGGAGUGCAUUCGGUAUUAUUACUCCUACCCCUUGA
Molecule: messenger RNA, 1542 nt
Organism: Microsporum canis CBS 113480
Lineage: Eukaryota; Fungi; Ascomycota; Eurotiomycetes; Onygenales; Arthrodermataceae
Product: urea transport protein
Exons: 7
Coding region: 1-1542 (513 amino acids)
Biological process (GO): transmembrane transport
Cellular component (GO): membrane
Molecular function (GO): transmembrane transporter activity
Source: RefSeq, a predicted model, not a curated record